UGAAGUCUCUGAUCCAUGUAUGCUGCGUUCUGGCUCUGCUGGCUUUGUCUGCUGCAGCCCAUUUUUAGAGGCCGGCCCUGUCUCAUGCAAGUGAACAGACCAAUGGUGAGUCCAGCUUUCGACGACUUUGGCCAGAGUCUGAACUUUGCGACUAAAGAGGCUCUCACCGGCGUGUGUGUGUGCGUUCCGGCCGUAGUUUAUGUCUGUCCCGUCUUCUGCUUCACUCGAUGGCCUGGCUCUCACCGGGUCAUCCAUCUCUAAUGAGGAGCCACUGGUACCUCUUCGGCUACAGGAGCAUGAGAGUAACCUCUUCUCCUGUGGAUGUGGCACAACAGAGGAGCAGCCCAGCCAGAGUUCAUCCAACGACACCCCGGCCCCAGAGAGGCCCACGUGUCAACCCUGUUCCCCAACACUGGCUGUGUCUGAGGAAGAGUCAGCCUCGCUCUCACAGCGUGAAGAAGAAGAAACAGCUCAAACACCACAAACCAAGGCUUCCACUGUUGAGGUAACAAGCAAUGUAGAAGGACAGGAAGAAGCUUCUCUCCAAAACAUGGCAGAGGAAAGUCAAGAGGAGAUGGCAUCUGAUGACCACGAGGCAUCCAUUGUGGAGGAAAAGAACGAGAAAGAAGCAGUUGGUAAGGUUGUAUAUUCUUUUGCAGGAGAGUUGAUGAAUGAGGAAUACAAAAGUGAAGACGUAGAGGAUGAAUUGCCAAAAGAGGCAGUUAUCCCCCACGAUUCUGAUUCAGAAGAGGAAGAACUGGUUCAGGAAACAAAGGAGGGAACACAAGAGAGAGAAGUAGGGGAGGAGAAAAUUGUACUAAAAGAUAUUGUGGAGGAGGAAGCUGUUGAAGAAACUGAAUCAGAGCCAGAGGACAUUCUUGAAAUGAGUGCUGUACCUGCAAACCCAAAAGUGAUAUCUGAAACUGAAGCACAUUAUUACACUGAAACUGAGGAUAUGUCAGGACCUGAAACAGAUUAUGACAGUGAACUAGAAGUCAUGUCAAAACCUGAAGAACAUCAUGCUGACUCCGAAGUGAUAUCCAAACCGGAAACAGAAUAUGAUACCGAAACAGAGGAGAUAUCAGAACCUGAAGCACAAUAUGAAGCUGAACCAGAUGAUGAAGCUGAACCAGAAGUGACAUCAGAACCUGAAGCCAAAGAUGAAGCUGAACCAGAAGUGAUAACAGAACUGGAAGCCAGAGAUGAAGCUGAAGCAGAUGUGAUAUUAGAACCUGAAGCAGUACAUGAAGCUGAACCAGAAGUGACAUCAGAACCUGACGCCAAAGAUGAAGCUGAACCAGAAAUGAUAACAGAACUGGAAGCCGAAGAUGAAGCUGAAGCAGAUGUGAUAUUAGAACCUGAUUCAGAAUUUGAAGCUGAACCACAAGUGGUAUUAACAUCUGAAGCAGAAUAUGAAGCUGAACCAGAAGUGUUAACAGAACCUAAAGAAGAAAUAUCAGAAGUUACAAAUAACAGCAUUGGACUAGAUUCGCCAGAACUUGCACUUGUUUCUGUGCCUUCAAAGCCUGAAGCAGAGCCUGAAGUAAUUCCUAAAGUAGAGGUUAUUGAAGAAGUCACACCAGAGUCUGUUGAGGAAGCAACAGUGGAAGAUCUUGAAGAAGAAACAUCUGAAGAGGCUCCUGAGGUGGAGGAAGCUCCUCUGGAGGUCAAGGAGUCUGCACAGGCCAAAGGGGGAAAAAAUGUGGGUCCAGCACUGAGGGACCGUUCCCAUAUUGAAGACACACUAAGACUGGCAGCUGCUGAACCCUCAGCCCAAUUGACAGCUGCAAUGAAGAAGCUACUGAACAUCUACCACACAGCCAUCAAGCCAGUGGAGCAAGUGUUCAAGUACAAUGAACUCAGGCAGCAUGAAGUCACAGAUGGAGAGAUCACUUCUAGGCCCAUGGCUUUGUUUCUUGGACCCUGGAGUGUGGGCAAAUCCUCCAUGAUCAACUACCUGCUGGGUCUCCAAGACACUUCACAUGAACUCUACACAGGUGCUGAGCCCACGACCUCCGAGUAUACCGUAAUAAUGCACGGUGAAAAGUUUCGCACCAUAGAGGGCAUUGUUAUGGCAGCCGACAGCUCGCGUUCUUUUUCACCCUUGGAGAAGUUUGGCCAGGGCUUCCUGGAAAGGCUGGUGGGCUUUGAGAUGCCACACAAGCUGCUGGAGAGGGUCACAAUUGUUGAUACACCCGGCAUCAUUGAGAACCGCAAGCAACAGGAGAGAGGGUACCCAUACAACGAGGUGUGCCAGUGGUUCAUUGACCGAGCUGAUCUCAUCUUCCUGGUUUUUGACCCCACCAAACUUGAUGUGGGUGGGGAACUGGAAAUGCUCUUCAGGCAAAUGAAGGGCCGUGAGUCCCAAAUCCGCAUCAUCCUCAACAAAGCCGACAGUCUCACCACCCAGGAUUUGAUGAGGGUCUACGGAGCCCUGUUCUGGAGCAUGGCGCCCCUCAUCAAUGCCACAGAACCUCCUCGGGUAUAUGUGAGCUCUUUCUGGACUCCGGAAUAUGCAGUAGAUACUAGCCGGGAGCUCUUUAUGAAGGAGGAGACCUCUCUGCUGGAGGACUUGAACCAGGUGAUCGAGAACCAGAUUGAAAAUAAGAUUGCCUUCAUCCGGCAGCAUGGCAUCAGAGUACGCAUUCAUGCCCUCCUUGUUGACCGUUACCUCCAAACCUACCACGAAAAGCUGGGCUGGUUUAAUGAUCCCUUUGAGGUGUUUCAUGAUAUUGUCACUGACCCAGACAAGUACUACAUCUUCAAGUCCAUUCUGGCCAAGACCAACGUCAGCAAGUUUGACCUUCCCAGCAAGGAGGCCUAUCAGGAUUUCUUUGGAGUUAAUCCUGUGGCCAACUUCCAGCAGCUUUCCUACCACUGCAGCUGGACGAGUGGUUGCAUGCUAGACCGUUUAGAGAAGGCCAUCUCGUACGAGCUCCCGACUCUGCUCAUGAGCAUCAGCAAGGGGACGCCCGCUCCAGCAAAACCUGCUCCGACACCUGCAACCCCACUUUCCGGCACCUGCAAGGCACCUGAGUGUGAGGAGAAAGCCAAAAAUCGUUGGAGGAGGCAAUGAGAUGGAUGGGAAUGGUAGGUGGUCGCAGAGGCAGAUGGCGGCAGCCUUUAGGCUGUUCUGCAAGAAUCCUCACUGCUGUGAUUCUUACAACUGCAGAAUGAUAAAGACCAUUUGCAAGGCUCUACCAUGCCCACCUAGGUCAUGUAACGCCAAAAAAUACAUCUGCUUAGACCUUAUUCAUUAAAACAAGUGAAAGGGGUUUUCCCAAUGGUAGCACAUUAGAUAGUCUGAGAAUAAUGUUAAAUCAUACUGAUAAAAUACAACUUAUAGCUGACUGUUAUUGUUGAAAACCUCAACUUCUUUGUCUUCAGAUAAAACAAAAGUAAUAUUAAUUUAUAAACAUUCACUUCUUAAAUAUGAAGGGGAAAAAAACAAAAGGAGUUUGUUGUUUUUAUUUUUUAUUUUUGCACAUUAUUUAUUCACAUCCUCAAAGAAAGACACCACAUGCAAAAAGCUAAAAACUGGCACUGUUGUCACUUCUGCGCUGCUUUGAAAGACUGAAGACUGAAUCAAAUCUGCUGUUGUGCUGUUUUAAUCCACCUAGGCACCAUUGUCGUGUCCUUAAUACCAUUGAGGGACUCAUAGUGCACAUGUCAAGCUUUGUGCUAACAGGACAAGUGCUCACAUUCUCCUUGAACUAAUAAAAUACAUUGAAUACAAUUUUUGCACCAGCUGGGAAUAUUGUUCAUAUUCAUUAAGGCAUUUUCUUCACUUGUGAAAUGCAUCCAUCCAUUUUCUAUACCGCUUGUCCGCAUUAAGUUUCCUCAUUUUAGGUCUGUGAUCAUUUUCUUCUUAUUAUCACUUUUCUUUUCAGUAAAUAUGAUCAAAUCUUUUCUUCUCGUUCCUCUCUGAUCUUACAAAGACACCAAUGAAAUAACCAUUGUUGAAAAGCUAUUUCCAGGAGUAUAUCCACAAUGUCAUAUAGUGCAUGAUUGUUCUGUAUGAAUGAGGUGCCAUAUUUUACCAAACAAACUUUUUCAAGCAUUUGGAAUGUAAUACUGGCUAUAUGGUGCCUCAGUAAACAUGUGAAAUCUGAAUUAAAACUGUCCACGCAUUCCUGAGUUACACAUGUUUUUUCUGCCGAGAGGCCUGAAAUCAGGUCAUUUGAAUUUUUCUUACUGUAUCUAUGUCACUAGUGAAGAUCUCCAACUACCUCUCCGCCCCCGAACCAGCGUUGUCAACAUAACAAACACGUGUGCUCUCACAAUUAGAGGAAAGGGGGCACUCUUAGCCAAUAUGGGCAAAGUGGAACAAAACUGGGUCAAAGAGAAGUAGUUGUCAGAGACGCCUUUUCUGGACACUUGUAUCACAAAACCAAGGUGUUUUUUUUUUUAAAUGAAAGUUUUUUACUAAGUCCAAGUUCGAGAGUCACUCUGUGGACAACUAAAUAGUCAAAAUAUGUAAGUACAACCCCAAUUCCAAUGAAGUUGGGACAUUGUGUUAAACAUAAAUAAAAACAGAAUACAAUGAUUUGCAAAUCAUGUUCAACCUCAAAGGAUAUCACCACAUGGGCUCAGGACCACUUCAGAAAACCAAUGUCAGUAAAUACAGUUCGGCGCUACAUCCGUAUGUGCAACUUAAAACUGUACUAUGCAAAGCAAAAGCCAUUUAUCAACAACACCCAGAAAAGCCGCCGGCUUCUCUGGGCCCGAGCUCAUCUAAGAUGGACUGAUGCAAAGUGGAAAAGUGUUCUGUGGUCCGACGAGUUUACAUUUCAAAUAGUUUUUUGAAAUUGUGGACGUCGUGUCCUCCGGGCCAGAGGAAAAGAACCAUCCGGACUGUUACAACAGGGUGGCUUCGUAGUAAAAGAGUGCGGGUACUAGACUGGCCUGCCUGUAGUCCAGAACUGUCUCCCAUUGAAACUGUGUGGCGCAUUAUGAAGCGUAAAAUACGCCAACAGAGAACCCGGACUGUUGAACAGCUGAAGCUGUACAUCAAUCCAGAAUGGGAAAGAAUUCCACCUACAAAGCUUCAAGAAUUAGUGUGCUCAGUUCCCAAACGUUUAUUGAAUGUUGUUAAAAGAAAAAGUGAUGUAACACAGUCGUAAACAUGACCCUGUCCCAGCUUUUUUGGAACGUGUUGCAGCCAUAAAAUUCUUAGUUAAUGAUUAUUUGCUAAAAACAAUAAAGUUAAUCAGCUUGAA
This is a messenger RNA of Phyllopteryx taeniolatus (common seadragon), 5219 nucleotides long. RefSeq lists its product as uncharacterized. Bases 200 to 3076 code for a protein of 958 amino acids. The record is from RefSeq and is a predicted model, not a curated record. Lineage: Eukaryota; Metazoa; Chordata; Actinopteri; Syngnathiformes; Syngnathidae. The transcript has 9 exons. Gene Ontology annotation, molecular function: GTP binding.